Molecule: messenger RNA, 13144 nt
Organism: Anastrepha ludens (Mexican fruit fly)
Lineage: Eukaryota; Metazoa; Arthropoda; Insecta; Diptera; Tephritidae
Gene: nocte
Product: filaggrin
Exons: 6
Coding region: 1772-9532 (2586 amino acids)
Biological process (GO): cell differentiation
Source: RefSeq, a predicted model, not a curated record
CUAAUCACUGAACAUACCAAACGCCGUUGAACUCAUCGACAUCGUAUUUUAACAUGAAAGAGUAGAGCAGAGUGCGAACAGACCACACGCCAUUUUAAGUAAUUGUGACAAACCGCAAUAAAGUGUUCUAUCUUGUUUGUGACGGUAGACGGUAAAACGCUGUUAAAUAAUUAAAAAGAAAACGCAAAAACGUGUACAAGUCACAUUAACGUACAGGCUACGUCGGUAAUUAGUUUUUGUGUACGUGCGAAGUGAGUGUAAGGCAUAAAGAGUUGCUAGAAAUUUUCUAUCAAGUCGAAAAGAAAAAGAUUUCUCAGAUUCUGCUUCCUCUUCGGUCCAGUUUAGCCCCCUCGGCGUUUCAUAUUUGUAAUAAGUUUUGAAAAGAAGAAAAAAGAGGAAGAAUUGGAGCAGGCAGCUAAAAGAAAAAAGUAAAAAUCGAAAGAGUAGGCGAGCUCACUGCUAAACGCAGCGAACAAAGCGUACACGGAAUCGAAGUGUGCGUAAAGGAGACAACGACAACGCGAAUUUUUCUGAUACUUUGGAGAAUUUUUGCACUGAAAAAGCAUUUGUCAGCACGCACGCUUGCAUAGACAACACACAUCACACAUCCUUAGGGUAUACUUUUGAAAGUGCGUGCGUGUGUGUGUGUUUGUGUGAGUGCGAAAGGUGCAUCAAGAGCGGGUGUGAAUAGUGUAUGAGAGCAACGAACUCGCGUGCAAACCACGAGAGAAAGGAAUUCAUAGAAGACUGAGGAUUUAGAUUUAAAGUAGUAAGAGGAUUCCCUUUUUACGAGGAAAGAUUUUCAAUAAGUGUCUGAGGCUAGAAGUAGCCAGUUUCAAUAUAACGUCGAUUUUCUCCAAAACAUCAAAAUAGUCCUUCAUAGUGUGGUAAAUCAAGGCGGAACGCAGCAGCAGCAGCUUUUCUGCCGGCAAUUCUGCGCGCAUUAGUGGAUCAGCACUCGUCGUCGCUGUGCGGAGUUGUGGAUUACACAAAAAGUAAAUAAAAAACAAAAACUUGGAAUUACAACUCAUUCGAUACAAACACAAAGUGUGCCGAGGAAACACACAUUUCGAUCAAUCGUAAUUUCGAUAUUUCCAUUUCCGGUGCGUAUCCAAGCGAUGCACUUCUAAUUCAUUGCACUGAGGAUUUGGCAAUUUAAGUUAAAGUAGUUGCUACCUACCAAGUUUUAUUAUCAAACGGAGUAACAAGAUAGCGCACUAAAAAUAGUAGCCAUAGAACGGCUAUUGGAAAAUAGAGACACGAGAGAUUUCUAGCAUUGUGAAUACUGAUCGAUAAACCACACUUGAAAAAGGCGAAAAUAGCUUAGAGAAAAAGAAACAUCCUGUGUUUAACAAAUAUCAUUGAAAAUUAAAACUACUAUUGUCUCAUAGCAAAGCAGGCAAGCGAAAAUAAUUAUAAGUGUAACAAAGCAUAAAAAAGCUGGAAACGUAAAAGUUUUGUGAAACAGAAAGCGGCGUUUGCGCUACUAAUAAGCGAAGCCGGCCUGUAAAACGAGCUAUAAAAUAUAUAUAGAUAUAUAGUAUAUAACAGCUGCCAAAACCAAAUCCUUAGCUUCACGUUAAAAAUCAACGCUUUUGACUACCGAUAGAGUUCGGAAUAAAGAACGAAAUUCACAUACACAAAUUUACUAAAAAGAAAAACCAAAACCCAAACCAAAACUGCGCAGCGAGCUGCAGCACUUGCAGAGUAGUAGUGGUGAAGUGAGUGCGGCGCAAGGGGGAGGUAACGCUAAUGAGGAUCUACUGGCAGCAUGAGUACACUGGGGGGAAGUAGGGGAGAGCGAAAUGCCAAGCCCAAGUUCUCAGCACUCGAUAUAAAUCGAAUGUACAAAAAUAGUCGCGGUGAACCAGCUGAACCAUCUGCACAAAAGAAUCAAUUGCCACGUAAACAUGGAAUGCAAAGUUUGGGCAAAGUGCCGUCCGCAAGGCGACCACCAGCUAAUUUACCAUCCUUGAAAGCUGAAAUAAAUUCGCCUAAUACGAAUAACAAUCUAACACCAUCAACCGGGCAAGAAGUCAACUCAACGAGCGGCGGUCAAGUAACAACACACACACCAACAGGAGGAGCACCAAGCAAUCAACAACAGCAGCAAUUGAAGAACAUCAGCAACAACAAGUCCGCACUUGGUAACAAUAUAAGUAGUAAUAACAUCAACAACAAUAGCAGCAACAACAGCGUCGGCGGUGUAAAGCUUGUUAACAAUUCAACAACUGGAAGCGCUGGCGGCAGUGGUGGUCAACAGUUGCGCAAUUCUUCAGUAGCGAAUCACGCUAAUCAACAGCAACAGCAACAACAACGACACUCGCCAAUAACAUGGUCAUCUGUGACAACUGGCAACGACUUGACCGGGGGCGGAAAGGGCAGCACUGGUGGUGGGGGCAAAUCGUCAAUACCGCCACUCUAUCAGAGUCCCCAAUUUCAAUACGAAUUUCCAACAUUAGAUGGCACAGUUGGCGGCGGCGGCGGUGGUGGUGGUGGUGGCAGCGGCGGCAACGCAUCGAACCGAAGCAAACAACACCAGCAACAGCAGGAUCAUUUUCAUCACCAUCAGCAACAUCAGCACCAGCACCAACAGCAACAACAACACCACCACCAUCACCAUUCGAGCCAACAGCAUCAGCAUCAGCAUUCGCAACAAAAUCAUCAUCACCAUCAACAACAGAAUCACCAUCCGCAUCAACGAGACUACAACAGCCAACAACAUGGCGGCGGCCGUCACGCGUACGAUCAGCGUUACGAUGCACACAACUACAAAGAUGGCAGCGACGGCGACGGUGGCGGCGAUUACGCGUACCAGCAGCAUCAUCAUCAUCACCAGCAACAACAACAACGCGAACUGAACGAAGUGAGUCUGCGUCCACAAACCGAUGCUGCCGCCUGGUUGCAGCAGCAAGAGAAAUCAGCCAAGGGCGCAGUAGAAGGCCAGUUGAACCAACAGGGCCAGGGCCACCAAGGGCAGAAUGCCAAUGCUGCGGGCGCAGCAGUCCCGUUGCCGAUCCUGCAGCUAAUGCCAUCGUUCAUGCAGCGAGGGGCACCAUUGCCUCCAGCUGGCAGCAGUGGUGGUGGCGUUGGCGGUGUUGGCAGCAAUGGACCGCGCUCUCAAACGCCACCAAACUAUCAGAACGGCAUUGGCGGCAAGGAAUCGGGUGGUGGCGGUGGAUCGGGUGUUGCACUGCGUCAACAACGCUCGGCUGGCGGAAAUGGUGGUGGUGGAGCGCAGGACUAUCGCUCAGGCUCACCGGCUGUUAGUAGUUUCCGGGCAGCGACCAUAAUACCCAAAAGACCACCACAAAUGGUCACACCUCCAUUAAGUGGCGGCGGUGGUAGUGGUGGUGGUGGCGGCACACAAACGCCUAACGGUGGAGGCGCAGGCGGACGUAAGGAGAAAGAAUUCGUUAUUGAACCAGAAGUGGUCCAAAUGCAACGACCCAUCAUACGCGAAGAAGAUUUGGAACGUUUAAAUGCUAUAGCCAACGAUGACAGCUGGACAAAACAAGAUGAUAUAGACUACACGAAAAAGUUGACAUUCUCAGAUGAUGAAUCGCCUGAAGAACAUACUCCAACGCUGGAGCGCGAUCGACCAGUAUUUAACAAGUCGGGCGGCAGCGGUGGUGCUCUGGAUCAGCGUAAGAGCUCCAAUGCGAGCAGCGUAAACAACAGUUGGCAACGUGGCGGCAGUGUUAAGGAACAGCGCGAAAGUGUCGAGCGUGAAAAAUCGACUGAGCGCGAAGAUACACGUCAGCAGAAUGGGCAUCGCAACAGUGCCGCGGGCAGUAUCGCUCUGGACGCGGCCGUUUAUGAGCGUGUGAAACAACGUAAAGAAGAGGAGGAGCGUAGAGAGAAAGAGCGCCGUGAAGCAGCAGCUCGCAAAUUACAGGAACUCGAAAUGAAGAUUUACAACAAGAAGGCAGCGAGCGCAGCAGCAGCUGGUAGCGGUGCAACAAUAACUGCCGGUGGGGGCGACACAGUGGAACAGCCGACACCUCCGCCCUCUGUAGGAGGCGGCAGUGAGGAGGAAUUCAAUAUGCGGCGCGGUGGUGGCGCUGGCAGAGACUACGAACGCGGCAACAUGCGCGGUGGCUUUGAUAAUCGUGAUGUGCGCGGCGGUGGCGAUUAUGUACGCAGCGAACGUGGUGGUCCUGGCAGCGGCGUUGGCGUACCGACUAUAGGUGCUGGUGGCAAGCCAAUAUUUUCUGCGCAGUUUCAAUCGAAUUUGCCGCCUCGAUUCCAGAAGCAGCAGCAGAUGCAAGCGCAGCUAGGCGCACCAUUAACAAGUGGCGGCAGCGCUUUAGGUAGUAACGGAAAAGCUCCCGGUUCAUUGGGAGUUGGUUUAGAAAAAUCAGCCUCUUCUAGUUCCGCCUAUGAGUCUAGUGGGCGUUACAUGCAAAAAGGGGGAGGCAUUGGUGGUGCCGGUCAAAUGCAACGCGGCGGUCGUGGUGAUUAUCGUGACAACUAUACGCGCGGCGGAUAUGGCCGCAUUCGCAAUGACAGUGAACGCGACGAUGAACCACGUUAUCAUGGUGGACGCAGUGGACGGGGUGGAGAUGAUUACAUGCGCGGGAACGGUAUGACCCAGAAUCAAUUAUCGCGCAGCAUUUCGGAUACUUCGCAACGCAAAACUAGCGUUUCAUCCAACGAUGAAUCCUGCAAAUAUGCUGGCGCCAACAACUUGAAUGAUUCUAAAGAGUUUGGUAGUGGUUUACUUGUGUCGUCUUGGGCCGAGGAGACGGAUGCUGAGCUUAAGCGGCAGCGCGAAGAAAGCUUCUCUUCAUCUCAUAGCCACGAAUCCCUACCCAUUAAGAUACUGCAACGUCCGCAUACCCAGAAGAGUGUAUCGGAGGAGGAAUCCUCCUCACCGCAGCAGCAGCAGCCACAGCCGCAACAGCAACAAAACUUACAUUCGCAACAGCAACAACAACUGCAAUCUCAGCAUCAACAGCAGCAACAGUCUCAACAACAACUGCCCCUUCGUCGCAGUGAAAGCGAACAAACAUCGCAUUUUGCACCAACCCAGAUUCUACGCCGCUCUGAGUCUUCGAGUGAUGAGAAGUCGAAGCCGCAGCAGCAGACAGGAAGUAGUGCGGAAACUGUCUCAGCUGGGAAGAUAGUUGAAGAGAAGAGCGUAUCGACUAUAAAGCAAACAAUAGACGCCGAAUCUCUGCAGAAAAAGCGUAAGGAAAGCGAAAGCAGUAACGCCGCUGCUCCUGUCAUUUCAGGGGCUCGUAAAGAAUCUAUUUCUACUGAGGAUACCAAGCAACAGGUUGACGAAAAUCGUACGGCUGCAACAACAACGGCAAGUCAACCACAGCGGGAGCCGAAAAGACCUAAUCCGCGCGUCGGUAACGGUGGCGGACGUGACCGCGACCGCGACAGAGACCGUGAUCGUGACCGAGGCUCCCAUUCACGCCCUUUCGGUGGUGGUCGUGGCAUGCGCGACUGGUAUCCUCGUGUGAUGCGUGGUGGACGUUAUUAUAGCUCGAAUGAAGCACGUCUCCCCAGUGAGUCUGAGCAUUCAGAGGACGUCGAUGACGAAUCGUAUGGACGUCGUGGCGAUCGUCAAAGCUCUAAAGUGCCGCGAAAGGAGCAUGGCGGUGGUGGUCAUCGUAGCAGCGGGGAAGAACGUAGCUCAAAGGAAGGUUUCGCACCGCGUGGUGAACCAUCUCGUCGUGGUCGUGGCGGUGGCGCAAAUAUUGGCGAUCGGAGCGAGCGUGGCGAACGUGGUAGUUCUUCAUCAUAUCGACGUAACGAUGGUGGACGCGGUCAGGGUCGCCAUUACGGCAGGCAGCCCUAUGAUGAACACCAUAAGGAACAUAAGCGCAGCUCAGAGUCGGAACAGGCAAGCGGUAGCAAUGAUGUGGAUAAAACGAAACAAAACCAAUUGGCGCUAAGCGCUGGACUUUCUAAAGUUAAGGAUGGUAACAAUGCCACUGCAGCAUCCUCUGCGGAGGACAAGACGCGCACACAAUCGAGCGGUAAGCAGCAGGCUCCCCAGCAGAAUUUGUCAAACGCGCAGCAAACAAAGAAGACAACAACUGGUGUUGCCGAUACAGAAAAGAAGAACGCGUCAACAAUACCGGCAAAACAGUUCGGCAGCAGCAAUGUGGGCCCACAGGCGCGCAAGGAGAGCACAUCGAGCACUAAAACUGACGAUGUAUUAGAGCGGGAACGUAAGUCUUCUUCUAAAGAAAAGGACACGCCUGGUGGCACAGUGCAACAACGCAGCAAUAGCUCGGGGCAAUUGGCGGCCGCGCAACGCAGCAACUCUACUGUCAGUGUUAAGAAACAAGAUUUGCCGAUGGCCUCGUUGCCCACCUCGCAAUCGACAUCCGCUAUUGGCGCCAAUAAACCCAACCAGCAGCAGCAACAACAGACGGUUACGAAACCACCACCAGGCCUGGGUGGCAAUAAUAACGGCGGCAACUUCAAGCCUGCCAACAGUACAGCCCUAACAAAUCAGAGCGCUACUACGCAACAGCAACAAAAACAGAGUGUCGACUUGCAAAAGAGUAAAUCGGAUACAAAUGCCGUUACAUCGAAUGUGGGGCGUCAACAGCCGACCUCACAGCACCGUGCUUCUAUCAAUGAAGUAGACAAAUUAAAACUGGGAACCGGCAGUGAAAAACCAAAUGCGGUUGUGAGUGGUAGUAACCCGUUAUUGCUAGAUGGCGCUCCAGUGAAUACGAUCAUCUUUGAAAAUACCAACUACAAACAGCAAGCACAGGCAGCGCAGAUGAAACGCUCCUCUGAGUCACUGGCUUCAGCCGUAAGCAGCGGCGUAAGUGUUUCGGCAGUGGAAACACUCAGCACGGCGCUAUCUCAGAUGUCUUUCGCCAAGGCGAAUGAUUCGCCAGUGCCUGGUGGCAGCGUGGUUGUGUCCGCCGCGGGCGACUACGACAAGGAUAUUAAAUUGGGCUUCACUUUUGGCGAUGCCACGGAGACGUACGCUACUUCAGCGUCCAACAAGCAAACAAAUGAUAACGAACCGAAAGUUGUAAGUGUGGCUGCGCAACAAGUUGGUGUGGCCGCUGUUGCCCAACAACAACAUCAGCAUCAACAGCAACAACAGCAGCAGCAACAGGCGCAAAAUAUAAUUUCGACCGCCGACUUGAAUAUGAAGAUUGCCAGCGUAAAGAAGGUGUGGGAAAGUGUGGCGCCCAUGACGUCUGAGGCGAAUACAUCUGUGCUACAACACCAGCAGGUGGCACACCAGCAGCAGCAGCAGGCGCAGCAGCAGGCACAGCAGCAGUUGCAACAUCAACAGCAACAGCAGCAGCAACAACAGCAACAGCAGGCCCAGCAGCAAAUGGAGGUAGUGGAUCCCAGUGGACAUAUGUCCGCGGCCGCCUCUUUCGUAGCAGCUGCUGUAGCCGCAUCACAACAACAACACCAACAGCAACAUAUGCCACACUAUGCAGUCGCGGCAGUGCCACUACACCAGCAUCAACACCACUCACUCUCUUCGCCCGGUCCCGUGCCAAGCGGCUACGGCGGCCAUGGCUCACCGUUCGACGUCGCCACACCACUCGAGCAGCAAUUCGCGCAAAGCGGCAGCAUUGUGGUGGGUGGUGCCGAUGAUGCCGCCAGUGUAGGCGGCUAUCCCAGUCCCCAGCAGACACAACAGCAGCAAGCGCAAUCUGCUGCCGCUGCUCAGCAACAACAACAAGUGUUGAAACAUCCAGAUGUUGUGAAACAGCAGCAGCAGGCGUCUGCCGCGGCCAAACAGCUGCAACAACAUCAUGGUUCCUCAAUGGGAAUGUCACCACCGCCUAUUCUACAACAGCAGCAGCAGCAACAGCAGGCGCAACAUCAGCAAUCAGCGGCACAACAGCAACAGCUGCAUGCCGCACCACCCUCGUUUUACCAAGCAUCACCGCAAUUCACCGGCAUCCCCAGUCCGCCUACGGUCGUGUUCAACUCAUCGCAAAUGGCACCGCCACCACCCUCGCAAGCAGGCCUCUAUGCACCAUUCCAUUCACUUGAUCAUUCGAGCCGUUCGCAAUUUUCAGCCGCAGCAGCGGCGCACAGUUUUCCUGGUCAUUACAGCGCAGCAGCGGCAGCCACCGGUGGUCCCUUCAAUGCGUACACCAUGCAGACGCCACCCAAUAUGGCUGCUGCUCCUACACCUGAAAUGUAUUCCAGUUUAACGUCACAGUUCCGUAUGGGCGGUGGGCCAUCGCCUUUUGGCAAUCCAAACUCGCAACAGUUAAAUAAUCCGAAUGCACCAGCGGUGACGAUAAUCUCCUCUAAUUCCAAUUCGAUGAUGUCAUCGGUAGGUUCCGUUAAGCCGCCGCCUUCAUCACAACAACUAGGUACGAUCGGUUCCAAAGGUGCCGGUGGUGGUGGACCAUAUGCAGCACAACAAUAUAUGAAUCUGUAUCCCGGUCCACCGCCACAACAUCCACAAGGUGGCCCACCCGGUCCACCGGGAGCGCAUCAAUUGCAAUCUAACAGCUACUACUCAAAUUCGGCUAGUGGACCCAACGGACCGGCAUUCUAUGGUGGUCCACCACCACAAGGCGCAGGCGCCGGUGCGCAAAAUUUUGGUCUGGCAGCUGCAGCUGCUGCAGCGGCAGGCCUCUAUGGGGGACAUCAGGGCGGUCCGCCCGGAUCCAAUGGUCCUCCCGGACCGCAGGGACCCCCCGGCCCACAGUCGCAGCACACAAUGGGUAACUUUAAUACGCAGUUUAUGAAUUCGCAGCUGUUGACAGCAGCGAGCAUCAAUCAAUUUCGGGCUGGACCAACGCCUCAACAGCAAGCAGCUGCCGCGGCAGCAUACAUGAAGUCUGGGCAAGGGCAAAGCCACUUGCAGGACUCGAUGGGACGUCAACUAAAAAGUCCGCUCGGCGCUGACGUCAGCUUAAGUUUAGCUAAACAGGUGCAAUCUCAACCCAGUCCACCACACCAUAAAAACUAUGGAAGCUGGGACUUACAGAAUCAAGUCAUGCAACAACAAGCACAACAACAAUCACAAUCGCAACAGCAACAAGCUGUACAACAGCGCUCUGGCGGAGUUGGUGGUGUAGGUGGUGGUAAUGUGCAGAAUAUGCCGCCCGGCAGUCGAGGUGGCGGUGGUGGUGGUGGUCCGCCUGGUGUACAAGGAGGACCCUCGGGGGGCGGUGGUGGCGGCCAAGGCGGACAAGGACGCUAUCCUACGCCCAUUCAGCGUCCCACCAAUUAUCCACAACAUCCACAAGGCGGUCCACAGUCACAACAGCAGCAACAACAACAAUCGCAAGCUGGCCAACGGCCAAAUAAUAUGCGACAAGGUCCUGGCGGUGGGCCACCCGGCUCCGGUGGCGGUAACGGGCCUCAGGGCGGAGUGGGUGGCCCUGGCGGCCACAAUAAUGGCAAUGUUGGCGGUGGCGGUCCUAAUGGGGGCGGCGGCGGCGGCCAAGGUGGAGGCCCUGGUGGUCCGAAUAAUGGUGGCGGCGGUAGCGUUGGCCCCAACGGCGGUGGACAAAUGAACAAACCCUACUACAAUGCAGGUGGCGGUGGAAGUCGAGGUAAUUGAAUGAGGCCAAGCAACAACACAUACACAUGCCAACAAAUAACAAACACAACACAUUGAGAACAAAAAAGCAAAUAAAAAAUGAAAGGAAAACCCACAAUAAUACGCACGUGAAAUGAUGGCUAACUCAAACGGAAGGGUAUGAAAAUACCGCGAUCCAACUAAAGAAAGAAAAUUUUAGAAUUCUUAUAAGUUAGCACAAACGCGUGAAACUUUGUGUAGCGAAAUGAAGGAGAAAUGCAAAUAAAUUCAAAUACGACAAUUACGUAAACAAUGGCAAAUUGCAAUUGCAAUUGCAGAAUGCAAUUAGUUGAGUGAAGAGAGGAGAAGAAAAAUUACUUGUAUUAUGUUUGAGUAGCAGAAAUUGCGCGCAUGCGCAACAAUAAGUAGUAAGAAAUAUGAAAAAUAUAAAACAAAAACAUGCGCACACACAUUGACGCAUUUGGCAUAAGCGAAAAAUCUCGUUUUAGUGGCGGCGGAUAUUUGGAUGAAACAAAGGGCAAAAAGUAAAUGAAAGCCAGACUUGAACUCUUUUUUUUUUUUUGUAUGUAUUUGGUGGUAAAUUUUUACAUUUGCUGCAACCGAAUUUUCACUUAUGGCAAAGUAUGAAAUCUCAACUGGCGCAAGCAGAAGAAAACACAGCUAUUUUUCGUUUAUGGGAAUGCGUGCAAUUGAUUUGUGUGCCGAGAAAAGUUGUAACAUGUAACGAUGUAACACAACAACAAUUAUGUAUCCUUAAUAAUCCCCUAAAAUGGUAUACAAAAACACGGCUUCAAUGUUUGGUGAAAGAGGAAAAAACAAAAACAAAAAACAAAUUAAAUACAAAAAUAAUAUAAAAAAUUUAAUUAUUAAAUAAAUAUAAAUGGAAAUGAGCAAGUUUUUAAGAGGCGCAGACGGCGAAGGAAACAAGUCGAAACAUGUGGGAAAAGAAUUAAAAGAAAAAAAUAAAUAAAUGAGAAAGCAAACUUGAAAGAAGAUACUUGAAGAAUAGUAUGAAGAGUGAAAAUUAUGCAAAGAAGAAGAAAAGGAGAACAUGAAACUCGUAUGGGUGGUAGCAGUCAGACAGCAGCCUGCCUUACUAUGGCUAUUAGCCAAUUUACUGUACUACUUAAGUGCGUUGAAAUAAAUAUGCUGGGGCCAGUGUAGUUAUGGAGUUGUGAAAUAUGACACUGAGGAAGCGCUGAGGCGCAGCAAAGCGGCGCUGCUGCUCUAAAAACGCCGAGCAGGUGUUACGUUACAUAUAUUUGUUACAAUUUUAACUGAUAUUGGUUUUCAAAUGCCAAAAAUAAAGAAAAAGAAGAAUUUGUCACACAAACAAAUUUAGUUAACUUUCGUUAAAGUCGAAACGACGAAAAGUGGAAAAGUUGUUUUUAGGAAUUUUGGUGUGUACAUUUAUGAAAAACUCAAUUUCUUUUUUUUUUUGUAUAACUUCAAUUCGAUUUACAACUCAAUACAGCUGCAUAACAACGCUCCAUGCUACAACGUACGCUAUUAUAUGUAACAAUUUAUAUAUACAUUCAUAUAGAAAAUACUAAAAAGCAACUUUGGCAAAAAUUAAAAGUAAAAAAAAAAAAAAAAAAUUGCGACCUAUGCAAUUUUCGUAAAUUGUAGGCGGCGUCCUUUGUGCGCAUACAAUUCGUUUGCACUGUAGCAAAUAAUAGUGCAUUUAUACCAGUUUUACGUCUACCGUCACAACAACUGUUUGGACACACAUACACACACACACACUUACCUAAAUGAACGCAUAAUUAAAUAAAUAUUUAUAUUUAUAAAUAAAUGAAAAGAGAAGAAAAAGAAGAAACAAAAAAAAAACACAAAUGUACAACACUUGACUAACUAAUACGCAUUGGUGCGUAAUGGAGGGGCAUCAAAAACUGAUAUUCUAGAGGAAAUGAUCGACGGUAGUUGUACGCAUAAGAACAAGGAAUCAAUUUUUAAAAAAUUGUACAGCUAGUUGGCAUUUUCUCUUAAUUAACUUUCGGGAAAUGUUGAGCAACAACUUUUUGCAGACCAUAAAUUUACCUUUAUUUUUGUUGAGCAUUAAUAAUUGUGUUAAGUAGAUUUUUCGUUUGCCAUUUUCGGUAUUUCGAAACUAUUUGCCUUCACAACAGCAGCAAAUAGUUUUUGAAUUGACUGAUAAGCAAGCGGAUGGGCAAAACCUAGAAAAAAAAUUGUAUUUUCUAACCUCAAAUUGUUGGAAAAUUACAAAAAAGUACUAUAAAAUUAAAUUCAAAAUCGUUUUUGUAGUAAUUAAAGCUUUACGCUGAAUUUAAAUCCAAAUCAUUUUUGAAGUAUUUGAAGCUUUCUGCUGAAGAGCUACUACAAGCACGUAAAAACUAUGCGUAGCGCACUUUAUUUUUCUAACUUCAAAUUGUUGAAAAAUUACAAAAAAGUACUAUAAAAUUUAAUGCAAAAUCAAAUUUGAAGUAUUUGCGUUGCUGUUUUGGGAAAUAGCUAUUUUUCUUACUUAAUGAUAGAAAAUUUAUAAAUCUUUUUUCAAAUCAUUAUAAUUUUUUUUGCAAAAUUUUUGAAGUUUUGAAUCGUGUUUUGAGUUUUGCAAAAUUGUGGAACUUUUGCGCUUAAUUUCAAUGUUAAGUCAUUUGAAUUUUUUAUGAUAAAAUUUAGUUUUUCGUACUCUGAAAAUUAUGCAAUUUAAAAAUUUGAGACAUUUCUGCUCGGCUCAGAAAAAUCUUUGGCGAGCCUUCAAAAAUAUUCAAUAAGUCCGUCAAAAAUAUUUGCAAACCUUUUCAAAAAUAUUUGAAAAGUCUUUCAAAAAUAUUUAAGAAGCCUUUCAAAAUAAUUUGAGAAGGCCUUCAAAAAUGUUCGAUAAGCCUGUCAAAAAUAUUUGACAAGCCUUUCAAAAAUAUUUUUCAAGCCUUUCAAAAAAAUUUGAGAAGGCCUUCAAAAUAAUUUGAGAAGGCCUUCAAAAUAAUUUGCGAAGCUUUUCAAAAAUAUUCGAUAAGCCUUGCAAAAAUAUUUUUCAAGCCUUUCAAAAAUAUUUGCCCAGCCUUUCAAAAAUAUUUGUCAGGCUUCACCAAGCCUACUCUUUGCGUGCGAAUAACAAAAAUAAAGUAAAUUUUACACUGCGCCGCUGCAUUUCAAUACCCUCCACACUCUGCUCGGAUGACCCGCAACUGCACGACAUGUCUGCCUCCACGCUAACAUCCUCAAUUGUUAGAUUGCCGUCUGCAGCCAUUUGAAAAUGUCGCGCUACAUACAUACAUACAUAUAUAUUGCUAUUAUUUACACUUUAUUAUCUACUAUUAAACACAAAAGUUUCAUUUAAAAAUAUUUUUUUUUAUAUAUACAUAUAUUAUUAAAAUCAUAAUAUAUCGAAAAUAAUAUAUACACAUAUAUUUCUCUUAAAAACAAAAAAACAAUAUAAUGCAUACAUACAUUUUUUUAUUUAUUUUAUAAAACAAAAAAAAAAGAAACAUUAUUUAAAUAUUAAUUUGUAGUUUAACGCGCCAAGCAAAAUUUAGCGUUUAAAAGCGUAAGAAAGUUAACCUAAACACUGCUUAAAGAAAUGGAAAAAAGUAAAUAAAAAAUAUUAAAAGUAAAUUAAAAAAAAAUACACAAAAAUUGCAAAAUAAAGAAAUACAUUAUCUUCUACUU